Molecule: messenger RNA, 882 nt
Organism: Dibothriocephalus latus
Lineage: Eukaryota; Metazoa; Platyhelminthes; Cestoda; Diphyllobothriidea; Diphyllobothriidae
Source: the annotation of a GenBank genome assembly
AUGAGUGCCGAGCAGGCCCUCGUGGAGCAUCUGCACUAUGAGAGUUGUCGACUUCUGAGCCUGUCAUUGGCCAUGUCUGCUCGUAACACGACAGCCGGUGAGAAGGCGGUAAAAUCACCUCUCACAUCCUCCACCAUCUUGCCACCUCCCGACAAUGCAAUCGAAAAUUCUAUGGACACCGGCGCUAUGGGUUCAGACUACAAGUCGCAGGCAUUGACACGUCUGAUUGAGGCCAACCGCCUUCUGAAGAACCUCCUUGAGUCACUAAUGACUUCGCAGAAAAAGACGGAAUCAACAACAGAUCGACGUCCUUCCUGGGAGUCCUCCUCCCUCAUCACCGCCUUAUUGUCAAUUCUUGUGACAGAUCGGAAGGCCCACGUUUCCCUCCUCUGUAAUGCGGCCAUAGAGCAGGGCUCUAAACUCGGUCUGCCUCCGCGACCGCUUUCGGGUCCCGAACAAAAGAAUAUGCCCACUCUGACGGACUUUAUUCGCUCGCUCACAGCCUAUGUAGAUGCCGAGGAGCAGGUUGAUAUACUUCUGGGAUGGGGCACGCUCACUGGUGCAGUUACCGCUGACCGACAGGAGCUCGAGUACGAAAUUGAAUCUGUACGACAGCGUGAAGAGACUCUAAAAUCGGAAGUGACACGGCUCUCUAGAGAACUGGCCACUCGCGACGCAGUCCUCCUAGAGAAAGCGGUCUCAGUAGAUAAACAACUAACCGCCAGUCAGCGGGAACUAGACAGCCUCCGUGCAAAGUUAGAGGAGACAAAAAUGGAGUCCCAAAAGUUGGCUGCCUCCUUGGAGCAGACUCGGUUUGUGCCAUUUAUCGUCUUUUUUUGUAUACACAUUUACAUUCUGCUAAAUGACAACUCACGAGAGUGA